Molecule: messenger RNA, 4280 nt
Organism: Pelobates fuscus (common spadefoot toad)
Lineage: Eukaryota; Metazoa; Chordata; Amphibia; Anura; Pelobatidae
Exons: 31
Coding region: 343-4179 (1278 amino acids)
Biological process (GO): cell-matrix adhesion
Cellular component (GO): cell surface
Source: RefSeq, a predicted model, not a curated record
CCAGCAAAUAUUACGGAAUACGUCAACGCUUUCACUUCUGCAGCAAUACAGGCCAAUCUUUCAGAGGUCCAAAUAACGUUUGUGAAGCAGACACUCCUGAAUAGAACUCUUGUGAAACUCAGCUCUUCGUUCUCUAUUUAUGAAACAUACAACUGGACAGUCUUGUUCCAGACAGAUUUAGUUCUUUUGCUGCCUAACUUCAACCAAACUCUUCUUCAGCUUCUGCCAACUGACAUCUCGUGCUCUUCAUACCAAGAAAUAUUGAAAGGAUUUAGUCUUGUUUUUACAUCACUUUCAAACCAGACAGAGGAGACUAUAUUUAGUGACUUCAUUAAGCGCUACAUGACUGAACAUACAUCUACAGACUCGACUUGUGUUUCUGGUACAAGUAAUUUUGAAGAAUGGAAAACACUUAACUUCCGUGAAUUUUCCAUCUUUGCCACAAUUUAUAACUUUGUGGACUUCUAUCCUGGGUUCAGCGUGGGUGAUCUAACACCAAAUGAUGCGGCCUCUGUUUUAACCCAAGAAGAUGUUCUCUCCAACCAAACUUUCUUGGCAUCAUUUUUAAGUGGAAUAAGACCAGCAGAUAUUACAGAAUAUGUCAACGCCUUCACAUCUGCAGCCACAAAGGCCAGUCUAUCACAGACUCAAAUUACAUUAGUAAAGGGAACACUGUUGGAUCAAACUAUUGUGAACCUCAGUUCCUCUUUCUCCACUUAUCAAACACAAAACUGGACAGUCUUGUUCCAGACAGAUUUGGUUCUCUUGCUUCCAUACUUCAACCAAACUCUUCUUCAGCUUCUGCCAACUGACAUCUCCUGCGAUUCAUACCAAGAAAUAUUGAAAGGAUUUAGUCUUGUUUUUACAUCACUUUCAAACCAGACAGAGGAGACUAUAUUUAGUGACUUCAUUAAGCGCUACAUGACUGAACAUACAUCUACAGGUUCUAAAUUCAUGGAAUGCUACACUAACGAUGACGGUCUGCAAAAUUUCAUUACAAACUAUUUUAUUAACUUUUCCACCUUGAUAAGUGCCGAUGAGCUAUUAUUACUAAUCCCGUCCAGUCAGCUCACACAGGUAUUAAAUACGUUGAACCCUCAGGAUCUAUUGCACUAUCUCACAGACGGAAUGGGUGCAAACAGCACUGUAUGGAAAAUAAUGCUGUCACACUAUACAAAUAUUACUGAACUUGCACAAUUCAUGGACAUUCUGGUAGACAUGAAAUUUAGCCAAGACAUUGCUGAAGCUGUAUUUGACACAGUCUGGCCAACUUUCCUCACUUACCUGCCUCUAAGUGAAUCUGAAUUGGACAUUUGGCUCAAUAAGCGUUUUGCUAAUUACCUACCUCUAAUAACUGGGGCCCAAUUGAAUGUCACGGGUGUGAUGGAAGCAAAUUGUUCCUUCUACCUUAACCUAGUUAAGACCUUGUCUAUAUAUUUUGAUAAUUACACCACCAGCACUCGGCAAGAUAUAUAUGGCGUCUUUAAGCUGUAUCUGGAGAACUCACAACAAAAACCUGCAUGUUAUAACUCCUCCUCCAGUGUUGCCAAUUCCUGGAUUUUCCUAAACCUUGGAGAUUACUUGACUUAUUCCAGUCCUCAGGACCUAGUAUCAUUUACAAACAAUGUGGAACUGCUUCAAAACUUUUCAGUGGAUUCAAAAACCCUUGACUUGAUAGGCGCGCUGACCCUACCACAAAGUCUUAAGGAGUACUUUUCAUAUUUAAUAUCAGCAGAAAAUCCAUCUAUCCCUCUGUCAAGCAUUCCUCAAAACAUUCUAUGCUACAUUGUCGGUAACUUAAGUAUCAGCACGAUGAGUCAAAGUGAGGCCUUGAAAAUUGUGGACAUUCUAAAGCAGUGUGGAAGUACAGCCAAUGUCACUUUGGGCAGCAAUGUAGUGGAAUCCAUCGUCACAUCGGUGACUAAUAUUACGGCAGGCGUUCUUCAGACUCUAGGUCCCCUGGCGGUUGGACUGCCCCCUUCAGUGAUUGUAGAGAAGGCCACUGGGACAUCUUUACUGAAUAAUUUACAAACAUUGUCUCAGAUUGAAACUUGGAGUGUCACCCAAGCAUCUGUCAUAGUCACAAAAAUAACAGAAACCAAUUUUAAGAUUAAUGUGAGCAGUGUGGCAUCACUUGGAAGUCUGGUGGUUGGUCUGAACCCCUACGCUAUGGAUAAUCUCAACAGCAGCAAUUUUAUCACUUUGGCUAAAACUGAUUCUUUUACUGCUCAAAUUGAACAAGCUCCAAAAGCACUGCAACAGAGAUUUGUGCAAAAGGUUAUCGUGGCCGCACAGACCACAACAGAAAGCAUCUUCCAGCUGGUUCCUCCAGGCCUGGGGAGUCAGAUUCCUGUAUCAAACCUGUUUAGUUCCAGGUUUACUAUCCAGCAAAUAAACCAGAUGCAAUGGUCAAUCAACCAGGCUCAGAUCCUUUUCCCGACAGUGAUGACUUUAACCAAUAACUACUCCAGUCUUACCGACAAUAUCCUGCAAGGUUUUACCUGUGGAGCUGUAGGUGGAUUAAAUGAUUUGCAGUUUCAAGACCUCAUCAAAGUCAUGAAAGGGGUUUCAGUAAGCACCGACCAGCUAAGCUGCAUCGCUCAGCGACUGACAAGUAUUGGGGCUCCUGCAGAUUUGGCAAAUUAUCCAGUUGAUGUCCUGCUGUUUAUUGGUUCCAGCACCUACACAAACAAAACAAUUUGUGUGAACUAUUUCAAACUGAUUGGGGGGUCCAAUAUCAACCUCUUACCUGUGACCUCACCGGUGCGGUCCUCUCUGCUCAGCAAUGCCAUGGGAUGUUUGAAUAUCAACAACUCUAAUCUUACCAAGGAAAACUUACAGAUUUUGGGUGCCGUCUCCUGUGACCUAACAGAUUCAGCUAUUAAAGCUGCAGAUAAUUAUAUACUAAAAGAGCUCCAGGUGUGCUCCUCAUUCACAGACGCACAAAUAGCAGCAAUUAACAACAAGCUUAUUGCUGUAUACGGAUCUCCGAACACUUGGACGCUCUCCACUCUCCAAAAUAUUGGAAAUCUUUCUAGUAUUCUGAGUGUCAACACACUUCUUCAGAUCUCCACGGCCUUGAAGAUAAAGUUUUUCCCAGGCUUCCUCGGUCAGAUCAAAACUCAGUCCGUGACAUCAUUUUCAUACGUCAUAAGCCAGCUGAAGGCAGCUCAGACUACCAAUCGAGACCUACCCACCUGCACCAAUCUUACUACAGACAUUAUAGCAACACAAAAACAAUACCUUGUUGUCAGCUAUACAAGCAGUGACCUGCAGACAUGUUUGAGCACCAGUGUGAUGAUUGAUAACUUGGACAAACUUGGAGCUUUGGCCUUCAAUAAUGACCAACUUCUAGUUCUGAAGGGCAAGGUCGACAAGCUGUUCCCCAACGGAAUUCCAGAAGACUUUCUUCCACUGCUCGGUAACAUUGCGACAGUGUACAGCGAAAGGGAUGUUGAACAAUGGAACAUAACUCAAUUGAAAACACUGGAAUUACUGUUAACAAGUGCAUCGUGGGAAAGUAAUAAGAUAACAGUCAAUGCCUUGGUAAUGCAGUAUCUACAAAGAUCCAACACCAGUGUUGAUGGCACCACCCUCACAAUCAUAGCACCAUAUAUCUGCUAUCUGAAUGGGACCAUCAUUGAGGGAAUUAGCAGCGAUGCCAUAAGGACGAGCACUGCAUCACUUAAUACAGCAACCUGUUCUCAGAGCAAUAAGAAUCUCCUGUUUGACAAGAUGAAAUCGGUCUACCAAUCAUUUGCAAGUUCAAAAGAUGCAUACUAUCUGCUAUUGCUGCCUGGAAUAGGGGGUGCAAGGACUGCUGACCUGAUCCAGUUAUCUACAGAUUCUCCAGAAAUGAGUAUAAGUGUAUUUGCAGGACUGAAUCCCACUGAAGUACAGAAUCUAAAUGUCAGCACUAUAAAAAGCCUGCUUGGACCGAACUUGGCCGAACUAAACACCAUAUCCAGUGGACCUGUCAUGGUGGCUUGGAUUGCUGCACAUACGCAGAUUGAGGUUAAUUCUUUGGGGCUCUCAUCUUCAGCAGGAUUAAAAGAUCCUACACCAAGUGGCUUCAUAGUUAUCAACAUGGUGACAUCGGGGGCCACCAAUCGACAUUUUGCCUCUGUUCUCCUGUCAUUGGCGAUGGCUGCUAUAAUUCACAUCACUACAUCGCUCUAGUAUUUACAGGCCCUAUGCGACAUCACUCAAUGGAAUUAAGCUCAAACUCAGAAACGCUAUCUGAUAUAUCAAAGACUGUCAAUUACUUGAAAGGGGAAGAA